This is a messenger RNA of Haemorhous mexicanus (house finch), 1348 nucleotides long. RefSeq lists its product as uncharacterized. Gene Ontology annotation, biological process: response to bacterium. NCBI's taxonomy places the organism in Eukaryota, Metazoa, Chordata, Aves, Passeriformes, Fringillidae. The record is from RefSeq and is a predicted model, not a curated record.
CCCAGAGGAGGCGGCACGGCCGCAGCAGAGCCGGGGCUCAGGGGCACAGCGAGGCUCGGCCGGCGGAGCGGCGGCAUGCGGCGGUGUCGGGGCGCGGGGCUGGCGGCGCUGGCCGCGCUGCUGCUCGUGGCAGUGGCCAGAGCCCAGGUACAGCAGGAGCCAUUCCUGGAGACCACCGAGGGCAGCGGCAUCAACAUCACCUGCUCACAUGGAAAAAUCGGUACCAACGAUUGGAUCCAGUGGUACCGUCUACUCCCAGGACGAGCACCGGAACUCAUCGCAGUUGCUGCUAGAGGCUCCAAGGAUGUGCCGGCCAUUGCAGGACGGCUGUCGGUGUCGGCAGACCGGCGUUCGAGCGCGCUGUGGCUCGCUGGGCCCCGGCGCGGGGACGCGGCCGUGUAUUACUGCGCGCUGGGGGCCCGGCCAGAGCAGCCGGGGCUGCGGCCGGGCACGAACCGCCGCGGGCGGGGCCAGCAGGGGGCGCUGCCGCUCCGCCCGCCGCCCUCCCGGGCCGCCGCUCCGCAGCUCCUUCCUCUGCCCCGAGCCCGCAGCACCGACAGCGCCAAUGACAGAGAAAAGGCCGGCACACUCCUGGCCUGCUUGACCUCACUUCAACUGCAAUUGCUUCUCCUCACUUCCAUCACAUCCCUGAGCCUCCCUGGUGUCUUUCUGGGGAUAAAGCAGCACCCAGAGUAGAAGAAGUAAUUAAAGAACUCACACUGCACGUAGACAAGUUAGCGGUACCACAAACACACUCUGGAGCUUGCACAUUUCCAAAGAGUAACUCAUCGCUCUGCAUUUAUGAUGAGGUGUGUGCACACCUCCGAAGGAGACCCAGGCACAGAUACUUCUCCUUCUCCCAUGUCCCCACUGAUGUGCAAACAUGCACGCUGGCUCGUACUUGUGCUCCUGCACCCGAGUCUGUGCAUGCACAUCUACGUGAACACUCCUCUCCAGAGAUGUGCACACAUAGAGCACACUCCAACACGGAUCUAUUCCAACACACGCCCUCCCUUCUUCGCUUCUCAGCUCACCUUGAUGGUUACUGGUUUUUGCCUCCAUGUGUGUCGCCAUUGGGCUGCUGGUUCCGACCCUGUCCUGGUAAAAUUGCCUUCAGGAAAGUAAUCGUGCGUCUCUGGGCAUCUCACCCUUUGGUCAGCCCUUGAGUACACAAACCAUGCCAGGGCCUUGUCUGACUCCCUGUCCUUCCCCACAGGGCUCCAGCCCUGCUGCAGUUUUUCCCAGGUUUCCUCAGCAGCGUCUAUGGCUGAUUUUGUCCUUGCUUGUGUUCCGGUUUGUGUGCACUUGUGUUCAGGCAGGGUGCACAAGAAUCCAUGUGAGAGCAAAA